Molecule: messenger RNA, 2959 nt
Organism: Acanthopagrus latus (yellowfin seabream)
Lineage: Eukaryota; Metazoa; Chordata; Actinopteri; Spariformes; Sparidae
Gene: notum2
Product: notum pectinacetylesterase 2
Exons: 14
Coding region: 339-1925 (528 amino acids)
Molecular function (GO): hydrolase activity
Source: RefSeq, a predicted model, not a curated record
CAUGAUCAGCCUCUGGCCUUUCAAGCGAUCAUUAUUUGCUGUGAUUGACAUGUUGGGAUGGUUUGCAUUUCAUUGAUGAGAUUUUCAGAGCCGUGGGGCUUGUGAUCCUUUAGCGAUCGGUGGUACGUCACCUAACAGCCAUCCCAGUAGCACAAGGAUGGAUUACCAAAGGAGCAACUGCCCACAGUCCAAAUAUCAUCAGGGCAAACUCACCCAACCUGCCACCCAGGAGUCUGCAGAGGUUGUGGACCUGAACAGGGACCCAACAGAAGCAGCACCAGUUAUCUGCCUGACCCCAGGGUGCCUCAGCACAGAUCUUCACAGCAGAUUAGAGAGAUAUGAAGAUCCUGGGCCAGGUUGCUUUCCUGCUUUUGCUCGGGGGGAUCUGGUGUCAGAACAACCGUAAUGCCAAAGCCAGCAAACCCAGCAAGAAGUCUGGUGGUAACCAGGGGGGGGAAUCUGGCCAGUCUCCCCCGACUGCUGAUCUGACUCCUGGAAACACCAGGAGCACCAGAGGCGGUGGAGGCUCAGCUGAAACCGGACGAGAAGGUGCUUCAGGAGCUGCUGGAGCUGCAGGAGCUGCAGGAGCUGCAGGAGCUGCAGGAGCUGCCCGAGCAGCUGGACAACAGACGGAUGAAAUGAGGCUGCACUUCCUCAGGAACACCCAAGUUACAUGCAAUGAUGGAACAGCAGCUGGGUUUUACCUAAAAGAGUUCAGAGGAAGCCGCCGAUGGCUGUUAUUUCUGGAAGGUGGCUGGUGCUGCCACAGCAGGGAGAGUUGUGAUUCCAGGUACCAAAAUAUACCCCGGCUAAUGAGCUCAUCAGGGUGGCCCCAGACAAAAAGAGGAACUGGAAUAUUGUCUGCUCAAGCAGAGGAAAACCCACACUGGCACAAUGCAAACAUUGUAUUCAUCCCGUACUGUUCCAGUGAUGUAUGGAGUGGCACUGGGCCCGCCCCGACCCCUCCUCCAAGGCAACGACAAGGCAGGGAAAAGGAGAGAGAAACAAAUACAAAUACAAAUACAAAUACAACUGAGUACACCUUCAUGGGAUCCCUGAUCAUCCGCGAGGUCAUCAAAGACCUCGUCCCCAAAGGAAUCAAGCAGGCCAAGGUUGUCAUGCUGUCUGGCACAAGUGCUGGAGGGACGGGUGUUUUACUGAAUAUUGAGAGGGUGGCCAGUCAGCUGCAGCAGCUCGGUGCGGAGGCGCAGGUCCGAGGCCUCGUGGACUCUGGGUGGUUUCUAGAGAGUAAACAGCAGAGAUCGGCCAACUGCCCCGAGACUAUUUCCUGCUCACCCGAAGAUGCUAUCAGGAUAGGUCUCAGGCUGUGGAACGGGGUUGUACCUGAAAGAUGUCGGCAGCUCUAUAAGAGAGGAGAGGAGUGGCAGUGCUUCUUUGGCCACAAACUCUACUCCACCUUGACCUCCCCUCUGUUUGUCGUGCAGUGGCUGUUUGACGAGGAGCAGCUGAGAGUGGAGAACAUCUACAUGGGAGGACAGAGUCUGUCCGAGGAGCAGUGGCAGUACAUACAGAACCUGGGCAGGGAGCUCAAGAACUCUCUGAGAGAUGUCACGGCUGUGUUUGCUCCGUCCUGCCUCUCCCACACAUCGAUCACCAGAAGUAACUGGAUGAGUUUCCAAGUCAAAGGCACCUCUCUGCCGCGGGCCCUGCAGUGCUGGGACAGGAGUCUGGAGGCGACCCGCAACAACAGAACCCCCGCCAAAGGCUGUCCUUUCCACCUGGUGGACACCUGCCAGUGGCCCCAGUGCAACCCUACCUGCCCAGCCUUGGUGGACCAAGCCACCCAGCAGGAGCUCACCCUGCCCCAGAUGCUGGUAGCCAUGGGGCUUGACCCCCAGAAGCUGGGCCUGGAUCCCCAGGAAGAUGCAGAUUCUCUGGCCAGCAUGGUCAGCAAUGGUGGCUAAAUGUCAACGUUGAUGGCGGCUUUUUAGGUAGCCAUGCAAAGGCUUACUGGAGGAAAGCAAUGUGUUGAAAUUUUAACAGAAAUAGUACAGAAAUCUGGUUACUAUGUCUUGUGCUGCUCAGCAUUCCAUUAUGCUUCAUGUGUCUGUUCAAUUAGUGACUUGACUGGUGGCUAUGUCACUGUGUCUCUGUGCCUCUACUGGACACCAGCAGAAAGACAUUCAGUUCUAAACCCAAGGUGGUUGAAUAGCUUUGAGUUUUUAGCAGAUUACUGGACAUACUGCACCCACUACAACACACUUUAAUCAUGAUCACAUGAGUAAAUAAACUUCAAGAGUGUGCUAGUAUAACUGAAUACAUUAAUCCAAUAGGGUCUCCUGCAAAAAAGUCAGAAGCAACCACAUGUUGCUCAGACAGGACAGAUAAUGAAAAUGAUAUUUGCACAACUUAUACUUUACUUGUUAGCAUUUGAAUCAACUUUAAUUAAAGGUGCAAUGUGCAAGAAUUUUGGUAAAUAGUAAAAUCAGAUUAGCAACAGAAUGUGAAGCAAUUAUAGUUUUGACUUAGGAUGUCCAUGCAUUAUGUCGCAGAAGUUAACGUUCACUCUUGUGAUAUUAUGAGUAUGACUAUGGCAGAUCUUACAUUCUGCACCUUUAAAGGUUUUUUAAAUGCUCUUUCUUCCUGACAGUUGUAUUUGUCAUAUAUUAGCAGUUACCCAUAUGUCGUGCCAAACUUUGAUAAUCUGAUCCCCACGUAAUAAAACACUCCACAGACACAAAAACGGAACUCACUCUAACUCAAAAUGUUUUAUUUGCACACACAGUUCCAAAAGACACUGAUUGUGAUUUAUUGUUUCAUUUGUAGCUCCUGAUGCUAUGCUAACUUAUAUAUAUGACAUGAUCUAUAUAUACAGAUUUAAUGUGCAUGUAAGACAAAAAAAGUGUGAUUAGUUAUUGAUGUUUUUUGUGUAGGCCAGCAGGAGUUUAUCUAUUUGACAUGUGAAGUCUGAAAUAAUAAAACAACUCCUUGAAAAGUA